Messenger RNA from Medioppia subpectinata, 4898 nucleotides. The record is from the annotation of a GenBank genome assembly. Lineage: Eukaryota; Metazoa; Arthropoda; Arachnida; Sarcoptiformes; Oppiidae.
AUGACCAUCAAUGGAUUCAAUUGUGAGACCAAAUCGACUGACGAGGAAUACACGGAAACUCUGGUAUUAAAGCCUUUACCGGACGGACACUUGUAUGCCUUCUUCGAGCUGAAGACAAUUUGGCACAAAAGCUUGCAUUCAAUCAAUUGGGCCAAUCGAUUCAAUGUAUUCCCUCUGUCUUUGGGGAAACUGAUCUCAAAACAUGAAUUACAAGAACUGCACUUCAGUCUAACGAAAGGCGUUUGGAAACACCAGCGAUGGGGUUAUGCCAUACGGGAGGCGCCGCCCAACGCACAGCUCUGGCUUUGGUUCCAACACUUCCACAAAAAUCCAGAGAACGCGUGGCGAGAGAUAACGAGCGAACUCUCCGGUCAGUUCUGUGCGUCCAUUAACUUCAUCGACAAUUCGGCGACAGUUGAGCCCAAGUAUUCGUUGAGACCCGAGGGUGUGAUCGAUGGCCAGUCGUAUCGAAACGGGUCACUGUUUUACGGCGCUCUUCCGCACGAAUCGGUUUGCACUGAGAAUUUGACGCCUUUCAAGAAGUUGUUGCCCUGUUUUGCCAACAAAGGGUUGGCCACUCUUCUCAACGCCCAACACCUCUUUAACUCCUAUUACUUUUCGCUGGCCAUUGACUUCCGGCCCGAUAUCAAAUGCGAGACGACUUCAGUUGAAUUAAUUCAAAGUAUUUCCGUUGUCUUCAAUCCUCCGAUUAUGUUUGACGGGAAGCAGAGCUGGUCUUUAGUGAAACUGUUUGGCACAACACUCACCAGCACUUGUAGUUUGGCCUCAAAGACUACAUUAUAUAUCGAUGUAACCGAUAAUAACGACAAGAAUUUGACAAAACUAACUCCAGAGCCGACAAAAUUGGUUUAUUCAGUAAUCGGCGCCGAAGAGCGUAAGUACGCGGCCUAUGAUCUCAAACAGAUGAUCGCUCAAAACGGCAAACCGUUAAAUAUUGGCAAUUAUUUCCAAAACAAUUUAUUGUAUUCGAGUGUAAAACCGCCGCCGCUUUACGCCAACCGAUUCAUCAAAGGCUAUGGUUUGGCCGACGGAGGCAUCACUUGUCAUAUAUUCAAUAAUUUGGAUAAACCCAUAGAAAUCGCGUAUUUAGAUGUGAUUCCCUGGUAUUUACGCAUAUAUGUGCACACACUUGAAAUCACAUCCAAUGGUCAGUCACUCAAACCGCAUACCAUUUAUUACAAGCCAUCUAAAGAUCGCAUUCAAGCGCAUCAUUUGGAGUUACUGUUGGUUUUGCCACCCAAUAGUAUGACAGACAUAUCCUAUCAAUUUGAUAGAGUGUUUCUCAAAUGGACGGAAUACCCGCCGGACGCCAAUCACGGCGUUUAUGUCAAUUCGGCGAUCAUUAGUGCGAAUUUAAACACCGAUAAAAACUUUACUUAUCUACCAAUUCGUGAGACUAUUUCCACACAAAAUGUGCAUUUUGUCAGAAUAUAUACUCAAACACUGUUAGUCUCACUUCCGACGCCUGACUUCUCAAUGCCAUAUAAUGUCAUUUGUUUAGUCUCUACUGUCGUUAGUCUAGCCUUCGGACCAAUUCAUAACUUAACCACAAGAAGAGCUAAGAUUGCAGACAAUGAAAGUGAUAAGAAAACUAAGGACUCAUUGAUGUCUAAAAUUAAAAACUUUUUUAAGAGGAAAACCAGCACUAAAUGUGCCGAACAAACGAAAUAUAUUAUCAAAAUGUUGCCAAUGAAACACUCAAUUGGUGUGCAUUUGAUUGCCUCAGAAUCGAUGCAAUUACAAGAAUAUGUGUCACAGAAUCCGGAAUCUAAUGUAGUGUUGAAAGAGUACUUGUCACCGAAAACAAUGUCUCAAUUGGUGGUCGACAAGAAUGCAUUCUUCCGACGCGUCCGACAUCUGUACCACUCUUGGAAUAACAGCGACGAAGACUUGGAUAACAUUCAUAAAGUGGACGCAAUUGUGGUGAUUGUCGGUCAGGACCCGGAUGUGGUCUAUAGUAAGUCCACUGCACUUCAGACAUGGCUUUUUGGGUAUGAGAUGACCGACAUUAUGGUAGUUCUGUGCCAUCAGUCGAUCCAUGUGUUGGCGUCCAAAAAGAAGGUCGAGUUCUUGAAGUUGAUUGAGUCGAGCAAAGAGAAUGAAGAGAAGGUUCCGACCAUUACUUUGUUGGUCAGGGAUAAGCUGGCCGACGGCGUCGAACAGGCCGUCAACAACAAGAAAUACGUGAAGGGUGUCGACCCCUCUCAGGUCGACCUCUGCUAUACGGCUAUCGUUCAGUCCGGAGGCAAAUAUAACCUCAAGUUUAGUGCCGUUAGUGAUAAAAACAAUUUACACUUUGGGGCCAUAACAUGCGCUCUGGGGGUCCGAUACAAGCAGUACUGCUCUAAUAUCGUGCGAACACUUCUCGUCAAUCCAACCGAAGAGCAGAAAAGUUUGUACGAAUUCUUAGUUGAACUCCAAGAGAGUGUUUUGGAGAAACUCAAAGACGGCGUCCGAUUGAGUGACGUCUAUCAACACGCCGUUGAUAUGGUGUCCAAACGCGACAAAAGCCUUGUCGACAAAAUGACCAAAAAUAUAGGCUUUGCUAUGGGUUUGGAGUUUCGCGAGGGAUCACUCCUAUUGGCGCCCAAAUCUAAUUCAAUCGCCAAAAAGGGAAUGGUAUUCAAUGUGUCCAUCGGUUUCUCUGGUCUCCAGAAUAAGUCUGCAUCGGAUGCGGAGGGAAAACAAUACGCGCUCUUUAUUGGCGAUACAGUUGUGGUAAACGACGGAUCGGCUGCUAAUGUGCUAACACUAAGCAAAAAGAAGUUGAAAAACGUGGCUAUUAUUCUCAAAGAUGGCGACGAAGAGUCCGAAGAGUCUGAAGAAGAGGUGAAACCAGACAUUGUAAAGGAAGAAGACUUCGCUGGUCGUGGCGCUCGUCGUACAGCUCUCAUAGAAAACAAAUUGAGGAAUGAAUCGACGACUGAAGAGAAGCGCAAACAACAUCAGAAGGAGUUGUCGGACAAUCUGAAUGAGUCGGCGCGCGCGCGACUGGCCUCGAAAGCCGGCGGCAAUAAAGAGGAGUCGUCGCGAAAGUCGACGGUUUCGUAUAAGAAUAUAAAUCAAAUGCCGAAACAGACAGAAGUGAAUGAUUUGAUGAUAUUUGUGGACAAGAAGUACGAGACCGUGAUUUUGCCCAUUUUCGGAAUACCGGUUCCGUUUCACAUCUCGACCAUUAAGAAUAUCUCGCAAUCGAUUGAAGGCGACUACACGUACCUGAGAGUGAAUUUCUUCCAUCCCGGGGCCACUCUGGCGAAGACCGACGGCAAUAUGUUUGUCGCCAACUUUGACUCGACAUUCCUUAAAGAGCUCACAUAUCGGGCCACUAAUGUGAAAGAGCCCGGAGAGAUCUCUGCGCCCUCUUCUAACCUCAACACAGCCUUCAGACUCAUUAAAGAAGUCCAGAAGAAGUUCAAGACUAGAGAAGCCGAAGAGCGCGAAAAGGAAGGAAUCGUAAAACAGGACACUUUGGUGUUGAGUCAAAAUAAAGGCAACCCUAAGCUUAAGGACUUGUAUAUCCGACCAAACAUUAUAACGAAACGAAUUCACGGCACUCUCGAAGCGCACGCCAAUGGCUUCAGGUUUACGUCAAUCCGAGGCGAUAGGGUUGACAUACUUUACAAUAACAUUAAACACGCCUUUUUCCAGCCCUGCGACAAAGAGAUGCUUAUUCUCCUUCACUUCACACUUAAGAAUGCCAUAAUGUUUGGCAAAAAGAAACAAUCGGAAGUCCAGUUCUACACAGAAGUGGGAGAGAUUACUACCGAUUUGGGAAAACACCAACACAUGCACGACAGGGACGACUUGGCCGCCGAACAGGCAGAACGAGAGCUCAGACAGAAGCUCAAGACUGCGUUCAAGACAUUCUGCGAUAAAGUGGAACAAUUGACUAAACAAGAGGUCGAGUUUGACACUCCAUUCAGAGAUUUGGGAUAUCCUGGAGUUCCCAAUCGUAGUAUUGUUUUACUGCAACCGACCUCUGGAUGUCUCGUCAAUCUCACCGAUUGGCCGCCAUUUGUGAUAACACUGGAUGAGGUAGAGUUGGUUCACUUCGAAAGAGUUCAGUUCCAUCUGAAGAACUUUGACAUGAUAUUCGUGUUCAAAGAUUACACCAGAAAGAUAUCAAUGGUUAACGCCGUACCCAUGGCUAUGUUGGAUCACGUGAAGGAGUGGCUUAAUUCGUGUGACAUUCGCUACACAGAAGGCAUUCAAUCGCUGAAUUGGGCCAAAAUCAUGAAGACUAUAACCGACGAUCCCGAGGGCUUCUUCGACUCCGGCGGCUGGACUUUCUUGGAUCCGGAAUCAGAUGAGGAGAAUCACGGCGACGACGACUCCGACGAAGAGGACGAUCAGUACAGACCGUCCGACUCCGUGUCCAGUGUUGAGGAAAGCGAAUCUGAAUUUUCCGAAGACUCGGCCGUCAGUGAAGAUGAAACCGAUGAAUCAGAGGGUUCUUUGGGUUCGAGUGAAGAGAGCGGCAAAGACUGGUCAGAGUUGGAAGAGGAGGCGGCGGCGGCUGACAAAACACACGGAGACUUUGUUGACGACUACACGCAGAGGAAGGGAGGAGUAGGCGGCGGACAUCGUGGGAAACCCCCGCCACCCAAAAGGCACGGCUCAAUGCACUCGUCAUCGAAACACAGUUCGAUGAAAAGGGGAAGAGAUGGUAGGGAUGGCAGAGAUGGCAGGGAUGACAGAGACAGACAUCACAAGAAAAUGAGAAAAUAAACUAUUUUUCAAAAUCAAUUCAACCAAAAUGUAUCAUUGGUUUUACAUUCGUUUUACCCAUCGUUUAUUCAACUAAUUUUUAUCAUUAAAUUUGAUUAUUAAAUAUAGAAGUCAUUAACGUUUCAAUAAAAUAUGUCUUUAAAGUCUGA